AUGAGCCACCAGCACUUGGAUGUGGUGUAUGGGAGAACAACAACAACAACGAAUCAACAAGUGGCUGAGGAAGAUCGGCCUUCAUCUCCUGGUGCGUUGUCAUGUGAUGGAGGAGCAAAGCAAAGAAAAUUAAGAAAGCAAAAAGUCAUUAAGAAAAAGAAUGAACUCGGAGAGUAUCGAUAUUACAAUCCGAACACGGGCGAAGAUGUUACGGAAAAAGUAUUAAAACAAAAGGAAAAGAAAAAGUUGGAGAGUAGUAUUGUUUCGGAGCAGCAAUUGGAAGAAGAUGAAAAACAACUGAAGGAAACAUCAACUUUGGAAUCACCAUCUAAAAUUCAAGAAAACAAGACUUCACCUACAAAACCAACAUCAAAGAAGAAAAACAAUGACGAGAGAGCAGAAGGAAAAUUUCAAAAAAAUGUUUCCUCAACUCGACAUCAACACGAUGAUGACAAAGCGGAUGGCGACACGAGUUCGAAACAAGUCACAAAGAAAAAUAAUACAACUGUGAGAAAUGAAGAAGAAGAAUUAACUCAACAAUAUCCUACAACGAUGAAAAAGGAUUCCUCAAAAAGUGAGAUUAUUUCAACAAGAUCCGAUGAUGACAGUGCAGCAUCGGAACAACAACAAGUUGGACAACCCAAAACAACAUCAGCUAUUGUUCCUCAUCUUGGAUUACCAACAUCAUCAAGUACAGGUAAACUGCCGAGUCGUGGUACUGGUCGAAAUUUGCAAUCACAAGAUGAAAAUCAGAGUGAUGAAGAGGAUCAGCGAUCCGAUAAAAUCAUCAUUACUCCACCUCCCACCAAUAGAGCAAGAUCAUUCUUUGCUCCUCACGAAGGUAGUGACAAUAAUUUUGAAGUUUUUCAAGUAGAAAAACCACAAACCUCACAAAGUGACAAGUCAGUGAGCUCUUCCGAAAGAUUAAUAGGAGACGAGGACGAGAGCAAGAUGAAAAAGCAGCAUCGUGAAAGCCCACCUAAUGAGAAAGCAAAACCAAAAUUAAACAAUAGCGAGCACAGAAGACGACGACGUUCCAAGCCCAAGCGCGAAGAACCUACCAACAAUCAAGAAGAUGAGAGAAUUUCAGAUGGUGCCAAGGAAGAAGAGACCUCUUCACAAGAUGCCCUUAUACAAGCUCCAGCCAUUGCCUCUUCAACAGCUGAUGACCGUAUGUUGGAUCAGGAUGAAACAGCAACGACUGGAACUGCCUCCUCUGCUUCAGAAGACGCUCUCAAUUCAUCUCCAAAAAACAAAGAUCCAAUGGCAGAGUUGUAUCAGGAAAAUAAUCAACCCAUUGUUGCAACACCAGCAGUACUGCCCGGAUAUCUUGCUUCACAGUCUUCACUCAAUAUGGAUGCUAUUUGGAGCAUGAAAGGAUUGGCCAAGUUAUGGAGAAAAUCCUUAAAUUUUGUAAGGACUUUUUCAUUUACAGAUCCUCAACAAGAGCCAACCAUCAAAUCAAACAAACAUUCGUUAUUUGAUCCCACUAAGAGAAAUAUUGCAGAGAGAAUGACACGACCAAUUUUAACAUUGACCAUUAAGGGUGCAGAUAUGUUGACUCUUGAUGAAAAUGUCGUGCAUCCUUGUGUGAAAGUAUCCGUGUUGGACACUCUCACGGGUCAAUAUCUCAAAGCAGAUUCAUUCAAUGACAAGUCCAAUGAGGUGGUUUUACCUCAAAUGACUCUACCAUACAAUAUGAAAAAGACAAAGAGUUUAGUACCAAUAUGGAAUGACACCAUGUAUUUUGACACACUGUAUAAUCAUUUUCUGAAAGAAAAUGUUGUAUUUAUUUUUGAACUUGUAGAUUUCAGUUUUGAAAAAGGAGAAUAUAAAAUAGCAUGGGGAUUUUUAAAGCCUGUAAGCUCUAGUGGAAGAGCCAAUGCAGGAAAAGACUUGCGAAUUAGACUUUUCAAAUAUCAUAGAAAAAUUCCUGGAAUUCUCUCUAAAUUUUUCACACACCAGACACCUCCAGUGCAACCUUCACAAACGAGCAGCCCUUCCACCACCUUAAACACUAAUCAAGUAGUCUCUACCAAUGAGGCGUUCUUGCUGUACCAGCACAGACAAAAGGCACAAUUGUAUCCUUCCACUCUCUACAUCGAAAUGAAAGCAAUGCAACGACCACCACGAAAAAAGAUAUCGUUCCCUGAACGACCGCAAAAACCUAAUGAAUUUGAAAUUGGAAGAUUUACUCUUGAGGAAUUGCUUCAAAAUAAUGAUGAACAAGUUGUAAAUAUUGUACAGUCAGAACAAACCAAAGAAAAGAAGAAGGAGCAAUCCCUUCAACGACUCAAACUAAAACGUGAAGCCAACGAACCGUGUGAAAUUCCAUCCAAAUUAUUAUUUCAAUUUGAUGCAGGAGAAAAGGGAUGUAUAUGUUUGGAUUUUUCAAAAUCUGGUCAAUACUUAGCCUGUGGAUGUCACACCAAUGAGAGUUAUGGUCAAUUGAAAAUUUAUGAUGUCUUUGAGGGAACUCUUGUGGAAAGCAUUAAUGCUCACAUUGAUCUCAUUUACAGUAUUGAUUGGAAUUGUGACGAUAGUGAAAUUGUAACCUCGUCCUCGGACGGUACCUGUAAAGUUUGGAACGUCGAGUACGAUAAAAAGAAGGCCUCCAACAGAAAACCAAAACUCGUCUCAACCGUUCAACAUCCUUGCUAUGUCUACACGGCACGAUUCCAUCCUCAAUGCAAGAAGAUUAUUGCUUCGGGGAGUUACGAUCGCCGUAUUCGAAUUUUCAAUAAGGACACUGGAAAAAUCAUUAAGGAACUUGAAGGACACUCCUCUCGAAUCAGUAGUAUUGUCUUUGAUCAAGGUGGCACUCGAAUGUACUCUGCCAGUGGUGACGGCAUGAUCAAAAUUUGGAGUUGUCGACUCAGAGAAGAUUCUACCUUGGAUGACAUUUCCAAUUCAUUCGCAUGCAUGAGAACGAUUCAAGAGAGUGAAUUGAGCAAAUCCACUCUCACCUGUAUUCGAAUGGAUCCAAAAUAUUCACAAGAACGUUUAUUUAUUCAUUCCCAAGACAACAUGUUACGACGAUUAGAUACUGGAUUGAAAAAUAUUCGUAAUCGAUAUCAUGGUGUGAAAUGUUUUAUGAAUGCUCAGAAAUGUAAUGUGAGUCCAGAUGGUCAAUAUCUUGUCUCUGGAUCUGAUAUUGGAAGAGUCUACUUUUGGAAUGUUGAAAGUGAAGAAUUAAUUUUUAAGGAAGGAAAAGAUUUUGGAUUUGAGGAUUCACCAGUGUAUGACAUUGCAUGGAGUUCUAAAGAGCAUAUGGUUGCAUUGUGCUCGUUUGAUGGAAAUCAACCAAUUCGAGUGUUUUGUUUUGAGAAGGCCAUUGACGACAUGAAUUCAAAAACUCAUUCGACAAACGAUCAACAAGCACAGCAGCCACACAAAUCGUUGCACCAUCAUCAUCAUUACACCACGCCACCCAACUACUCUCACAUGUUUACAUCAUCAAAUUUACAGGCAGCACUAUUGACCAAACGAUCCAAUGGAUCGAGUAGCAAUGAGAAUCCGAAUUCGUAUUAUGGAGGUCCUUUGAGUCCUUCCAAUGCGACGAGUCAGAGUUUUUUCACAAUGCCUCAAUCACCCAUUGGAAAGAAUGGACAAGGUCCACCACCACGAAGUUCAACAUUAUUAUCAAGCGGCUUUAAUUUUGGUUCGAGAUCAAAAACACCAGAUCCAUUCAAGUUGAAUCCUGGUAAUUCGUUGUUAGGAGCAAGACCAAGAACAUCGACAGCUCCCAAAGUGGAGUUUCAAUAG
Molecule: messenger RNA, 3765 nt
Organism: Naegleria lovaniensis
Lineage: Eukaryota; Heterolobosea; Eutetramitea; Acrasida; Naegleriidae
Exons: 3
Coding region: 1-3765 (1254 amino acids)
Biological process (GO): motile cilium assembly
Cellular component (GO): ciliary basal body
Molecular function (GO): protein binding
Source: RefSeq, a predicted model, not a curated record